Drosophila ananassae is the source of this 1748-nucleotide messenger RNA. RefSeq names its product 26S proteasome non-ATPase regulatory subunit 11 (gene Rpn6). Gene Ontology annotation, biological process: ubiquitin-dependent protein catabolic process. Gene Ontology annotation, cellular component: proteasome regulatory particle, lid subcomplex. The record is from RefSeq and is a predicted model, not a curated record. The transcript has 5 exons. Bases 70 to 1410 code for a protein of 446 amino acids. Gene Ontology annotation, molecular function: structural molecule activity. Lineage: Eukaryota; Metazoa; Arthropoda; Insecta; Diptera; Drosophilidae.
AGUGGGUUGCUUAAAUUGAAGUCACUAGUGUUCAGGAUUUUUCUUUCUUGAAUUGUCAGGCGCAGAGGCAUGGCGGAACUGCUACAAGGAAGCAGUACUAAUGACGACAGGGGCAAGGACAACCAUCAAAACCGUCGCAAGAUGGCCGGAGCUACACUUUUCGAGCGUGCACAGGCGCUGUCGAGUGUUAAUCGCGAGGAACAGGACAGCUCGCUGCUGAAUAAGAUCCUUCGCGACCAGGAGGGUGCCGAGAGUGAUGAAGAGCGCAUUCGCAUCAAGGAACAGGCCAUCCUGCAGCAGGGUGAGCUCUACAAGCAGGAAGGCAAGGCCAAGGAGCUGGCCGAUCUGAUCAAAGUGACGCGUCCGUUCCUUAGCUCGAUCAGCAAGGCAAAGGCGGCGAAGUUGGUCCGCUCCCUGGUGGACAUGUUCCUUGACAUGGACGCGGGCACGGGCAUCGAGGUCCAAUUGUGUAAAGACUGCAUUGAGUGGGCUAAGCAGGAGAAGCGCACCUUCCUUCGCCAGUCGCUGGAGGCACGUCUGAUAGCCCUGUAUUUCGACACGGCCUUGUAUACAGAGGCCCUAUCUUUGGGAUCGCAGCUGCUGCGGGAACUGAAGAAAUUGGACGACAAGAAUCUUCUGGUAGAAGUUCAGCUGCUGGAGAGCAAAACCUACCAUGCACUGAGUAACUUGCCCAAGGCAAGGGCAGCACUCACAUCGGCUCGUACCACGGCCAACGCCAUUUACUGUCCGCCCAAGGUCCAAGGCGCCCUCGAUCUGCAGUCGGGCAUCCUGCAUGCGGCCGACGAGCGUGACUUUAAAACCGCCUUCUCCUAUUUCUACGAGGCGUUUGAGGGCUUCGACAGUGUGGACAGUGUUAAGGCUCUGACUUCCCUCAAAUACAUGUUGUUGUGCAAGAUUAUGCUGGGACAGUCCGAUGACGUCAACCAGAUUGUUAGCGGCAAGCUGGCUAUUACCUACUCAGGACGCGACGUCGAUGCAAUGAAAGCGGUGGCAGAGGCUUCUCACAAACGCUCGCUUGCAGAUUUCCAAGCCGCACUUAAGGAGUACAAAAAGGAACUGGCCGAGGAUGUGAUUGUGCAGGCGCAUUUGGGUACGCUGUACGACACUAUGCUGGAGCAGAACUUGUGCCGCAUCAUCGAGCCCUAUUCCCGUGUGCAGGUUGCGCAUGUUGCCGAGAGCAUUCAGCUGCCCAUGCCGCAGGUGGAAAAGAAACUGUCUCAGAUGAUUUUGGAUAAGAAGUUCAGUGGUAUUUUAGAUCAGGGAGAAGGAGUGCUUAUUGUGUUCGAGGAGACGCCCGUGGACAAGACCUAUGAGCGCGUGCUGGAAACUAUCCAGAGUAUGGGCAAGGUAGUCGACACACUCUACCAGAAGGCCAAGAAGUUGUCGUAAGCCCAGCGCAGGAAGCACUAUACAAUUCACACAUGAUAUCAAAAAAAUAGCAGACUUUUCAUAGUUUCUUUUUUAUUUUCCACAAAAUCAACUACCCCCAACCGAGUCCAAGCCAAACAAGUUUUAAGUUUCUGUGAAAACAAAAUUAAAGCGAUAUUGGCAAUAAUAGUAAUAGCAGCAGCAGUAGCUGCCACAAAAAAUGUUAUACAAAAUCCAUUAAAUUAACAUAAGCAAAAUUAUUAAUCAUUGAGUGGGAUCGAAUUGUUUACGCCAAUGCGAUAAAAUAAGCAUAAUAUUCAAUUAACUACGUAAUAAAACGAAAAAAGGAAAACCGUAAA